CAUUAAAGAAACACAUCAACCCCUCUCUCUCUCUCUCUCUCUCUCUCUGGAAGUCUCAAUGAGGUUUUUUUCCAACCUACCACACCAUUUCAUCACCUUCCAAACAAAGCAAAUCAAUCUCUACUCCCUCGCCGGUACCACCCUUUUCUGCUCCCUCUUCUACCUCCUCGGCAUCUACAACCACGGCGGCCUAACCACCACCACCUCCCUCCACCACUCCACUCUCCCCUGCCUUAACCCAUCACAAAACACCACCACCAUCCACGUCACCACCCCCAAACCCCUCGACUUCACCACCCGCCACUCCGCCGACCUCCUCCUCCCCCUCCUGCCCCCCGCAGCGGCGCGUGUCCCCCACCUCCCCCGCUGCGACCCCAGAUUCGCCGACCACACGCCGUGCGAGGACGUCGCCCGGUCCCUGAAAUUCGACAGGGAGAGGAACAUAUACAGGGAAAGGCAUUGUCCAGGGAAAGGGGAGGCGUUGAGGUGUAGGAUUCCGGCGCCGUUCGGGUACACGACGCCGUUCCGGUGGCCGGCGAGCAGGGAGGCGGCGUGGUACGCGAACGUGCCGUACAAGCACCUGACGGUGGAGAAGGCGGGGCAGAACUGGGUCCGGUUCGAGGGUGACCGGUUUAGGUUCCCCGGGGGUGGGACCAUGUUCUCACGUGGGGCCGAUGCGUAUAUUGAUGAGAUUGGGAGGUUCAUUAAUCUCGGAGACGGGUCGGUGAGGACCGCCAUUGAUACCGGCUGUGGGGUAGCAAGUUGGGGAGCAUACCUUUUGUCUAGGAACAUCUUAACAAUGUCAUUUGCACCAAGAGACUCACAUGAAGCUCAAGUGCAAUUUGCUCUUGAACGUGGUGUUCCGGCCAUGAUUGGAGUGCUCGCAUCCAUCCGGUUACCUUACCCUUCCAGAGCUUUUGAUAUGGCUCAUUGUUCUCGCUGCCUCAUUCCUUGGGGCCUGUAUGAUGGAGCUUACUUAGUUGAACUUGACCGGAUCUUACGCCCCGGUGGGUACUGGAUUUUAUCGGGCCCACCAAUAAACUGGGAGAGACACUGGAAGGGGUGGCGGAGAACAAAAGAAGAUCUGAAAGCUGAACAAGAUGUGAUUGAGAGUAUAGCAAGAAGAAUGUGCUGGAAGAAAUUGUUGCAGAAGGGCGAGCUUGCUAUUUGGCAAAAACCCACUAAUCACAUUCACUGCAAAAAGAACCGAAAGGUCUUCAAGGAACCGCACUUCUGUCUAGCACAAGAUCCAGACACGGCAUGGUACACUAAGAUGGAAACUUGUUUAACUCCUCUCUCUGAAGUCUCUGACAUCAAAGACAUUGCCGGUGGGCAAUUAGCUAAGUGGCCAGAGAGAUUGACUAUGAUUCCUCCAAGAAUUCUCAGUGGAAGUCUGGAGGGUAUCACAGUAGAGGACUUCGAAAAAGAUGCAGAAUUGUGGAAGAAGAGAUUAGCAACUUACAAGGCUUAUGACCAUCAGCUAGCAGAGAAAAGGCGGUAUCGUAACUUACUUGAUAUGAAUUCCCACUUGGGAGGGUUUGCAGCUGUGCUAAUCGAUGAUCCGGUGUGGGUGAUGAAUGUUAUGCCCGUGGAGGCGAAGGUGAAUACCCUCGGUGUCAUAUAUGAGCGUGGAUUGAUCGGAACUUAUCAAAACUGGUGUGAAGCCAUGUCUACUUACCCGAGAACUUACGAUUUCAUUCAUGCAGAUUCAAUUUUUAGCCUGUACAAGGACCGAUGCGACGCGGAAGAUAUUUUGUUAGAAAUGGACCGAAUUCUACGGCCACGAGGCAGCAUCAUUCUCCGAGAUGACGUCAACAUAUUAUCCGAUAUCAAGAGCAUCAUCGAUGGGCUCCAGUGGGAAACCAGAAUGGCUGAUAGUGAAGGAGGUCCCCAUGUGAGGGAAAAGCUCCUAUUUGCAGUUAAGAUGUACUGGACUUCCCCAACUCCUGUUGCUGCUAACCAACAAGAAGGAGAAUCCAAGACAGCUUCUUAAUUGGUUUUUUUUUUUGGUCUCCUCUGGUUCAGAACCAGCUUCUGAAUUUUUCUUUUUGUCAGUGGAAUUGGGCUCCAGAAUUAGCGCGUAAGCUGGUCCAGACAUCUGAAUGGCUGAACUAUCGAAAGAAAAAGUUGACUCUUUCAAUUUUUGGAUGUCACAGUUGUGUUUAACUUAUAGCAAUGAUAGAAAUAAUUUUUUCUGAUA
Molecule: messenger RNA, 2200 nt
Organism: Rhododendron vialii
Lineage: Eukaryota; Viridiplantae; Streptophyta; Magnoliopsida; Ericales; Ericaceae
Product: probable methyltransferase PMT15
Exons: 7
Coding region: 59-1993 (644 amino acids)
Cellular component (GO): cytoplasm; endosome; trans-Golgi network
Molecular function (GO): methyltransferase activity
Source: RefSeq, a predicted model, not a curated record